Podarcis muralis (Common wall lizard) is the source of this 948-nucleotide messenger RNA. Its product is annotated as olfactory receptor 13H1-like. Gene Ontology annotation, biological process: G protein-coupled receptor signaling pathway. Gene Ontology annotation, molecular function: olfactory receptor activity; G protein-coupled receptor activity. Gene Ontology annotation, cellular component: membrane. Lineage: Eukaryota; Metazoa; Chordata; Lepidosauria; Squamata; Lacertidae. The record is from RefSeq and is a predicted model, not a curated record.
AUGCAGGAAGUAGGCGAAAAUGAGACAGCUGUGACUGAAUUUAUCCUCAUCGGUUGGUCAGGUCGACCCAAGUCAAGGAUGGUUUUAAUGACAGUUUUUAUAAUUUCCUACUUCAUAACAGUUCUUGGGAAUGGACUUAUUGUUGUGGUAGUGAUAUGUGACCCACGGCUCCACAACCCCAUGUAUUUUUUCCUCUGCAAUUUGUCCAUUAUUGACCUCUGCCUCACAACAACAUCGCUCCCACAAUCUAUAGCCAACUGCUUAGUGGACAGGCCUGUAAUGUCUCUUGCUGCAUGCUAUACACAAAUGUAUUCUAUUCUCUUAUUUGGUACAACUGAAUGUUUCUUCCUGGCUGUCAUGGCUUAUGACCGAUACAUUGCUAUCUCUAAUCCACUGCGCUACACACUCAUCAUUAACAGGACAGUGUGCAUCAUGUUAGCCACUUCCACAUGGGUGGCAGCCUUUCUUAUAACAGUUGCCCCUUGUCUUGCUAAGCCAGCUAGGUUUUGUGGAAACAAUGAGGUGGACCAUAUAGGAUGUGAAUUCAAAUCUAUGUUUAAGCUCAUUUGUACGGAUACCUCUAUGAGCCAAAUAAGCGUAUACUUCACCAGUACUUUGUCACUAAUUAUUCCCCUUAGUUUUAUUCUUUUCUCCUAUAUGCGCAUUCUAGCAGCCAUUGUAAGAAUGCACUCAGAAGGAGGCAGAAUGAAGGCUUUCUCUACAUGUGGGUCUCACCUGGCGGUAGUGACUAUGUACUAUGGCACAGCCAUAUUUGUCUACCUUUUUCCUCAGAAUGAGAAGACUCAUGAGAUGGAAAAAGUACUUGCAGCAUUCAGUGCAGUGCUUACACCUGUGUUUAACCCUUUAGUUUACACACUAAGAAACCAGGAAGUUUUAGGAGCACUGAAGAGACUUUUAGGUAACAAAAAGCCAGGCAUCACAUACUAA